AUGGCUGAGGAAGAGAAAGUGACCGGGACAUCCUCGGCCAUCGAUGUCGAAACCGCCAAACAUGUCGACCCAACGCUCGAGAAACAUGCGCACGAUGCAGACGAGGCUAUGAAGGUCUUUGAGGAUAUGCAUGGCGAAGCGAUCGAGCUAGACGAGGCGACGAAUCGCCGCCUGCUGCGUACCAUUGACUGGCAUAUGAUGCCGAUUAUGUGCUUUGUCUAUGGGAUGAAUUAUCUUGAUAAGACGACCCUCUCGUAUGCGAGUGUCAUGGGACUAAAGGAGGAUUUACAUCUCAAAGGUGACGAGUAUCAAUGGCUGGGAAGUUUGUUCUAUUUCGGAUAUCUGGCAUGGGAGUACCCAACCAACCGCCUGCUGCAGCGGUUGCCAUUGGGCAAAUACUCUGCCGCGUGUAUCAUUACCUGGGGUCUGAUCCUGAGCUGCUUCGCCGGUGUCAAGAGCUACGCUGGAGCCAUUGCGAUCCGUCUGUUCCUCGGCGUAUUCGAGGCUGCAGUUACGCCGGGCUUUGCCCUGAUCACCUCUCAGUGGUACACGAAGAGAGAGCAAGGCUCCCGUGUCAACGUCUGGUUCAGCUUCAACGGCGUCGGCCAAAUCCUCGGCGGCGUGGUCGCCUACGGAAUCGCGAUCGGCACCGAGAAACACGGCUCCUCGAUCGCAUCGUGGAAGAUUGUCUUCCUAUUCACCGGCGUCCUGACCAUAAUACUGGGCGUGAUCUUCUACUGGAUUGUACCGGAUAACCAGCUCAAUGCGCGCUGGCUGAAGAAAGAGGACCGGGUGCUGGCCGUGGCACGAGUCCGCGUUAACCAGCAGGGUAUCGGUAACAAGCACUUUAAGAUGUACCAGGUCAAGGAAGCGUUAUUGGACCCGAUGACCUGGGCAUUCUUUUUCUAUGCGCUGAUUGCCGAUAUCCCCAAUGGUGGUAUCACCAACUUUUUCAGUCAAUUGAUUACCAGUUUCGGAUUCACCAAGGAGGAGAGUCUUAUCCUGGGUGUCCCUGGUGGCGCGGUCGAAGUCAUCGCCCUCGUGCUGAACGGGUAUAUGGGCCACAGGACGAACCAGCGACUGCUGUGCAGUCUGGGUGGUCUCGUCUCUGCACUGGUUGGCAUUAUCCUCAUUGUAGCACUCCCCCAGUCAAAUAACGUCGGUCGUCUGAUCGGAUACUACAUGACGCAAGCAAGCCCGACAGCCUUUGUCGCGCUGCUGUCGAUGAUCUCGUCCAAUGUGGCCGGAUACACGAAGAAAACGACCGUGGCAGCGCUGUACCUGAUCGGAUACUGCGUGGGCAACAUUAUCGGACCGCAAAGCUUCCGCCCGAAGGAUGCCCCCCGCUACGUCCCCGCCGAGAUUACGAUUAUCGUGUGUCUGGCCAUUUGCCUGUGCAUCAUGGUGUUCAUCUGGUGGUGGUACCGGAAGGAGAACGCACGGAAAUUGGAGCUUCAAGGACGACCGGAUUAUGUCCGGCUAGAGAAUCAAGAGUGGCUUGAUUUGACGGAUCGGGAGAACCCCGAUUUUACGUAUGCGCUGUGA
This is a messenger RNA of Penicillium cataractarum, 1545 nucleotides long. Its product is annotated as allantoate permease family MFS transporter. Gene Ontology annotation, biological process: transmembrane transport; tripeptide transport; dipeptide transport. The transcript is spliced from 7 exons. Gene Ontology annotation, molecular function: allantoate transmembrane transporter activity; dipeptide transmembrane transporter activity. The coding region runs from base 1 to 1545 and encodes 514 amino acids. The record is from RefSeq and is a predicted model, not a curated record. NCBI's taxonomy places the organism in Eukaryota, Fungi, Ascomycota, Eurotiomycetes, Eurotiales, Aspergillaceae. Gene Ontology annotation, cellular component: plasma membrane.